CAUUGGUCUUUUUUCCGUUUUACCUGAUAGAUUGCAUGCAGAUCACCCAGACAACAUCCUCUUGCCUGUAUUAAUCUCUAUACUUGCGCAGUAGUGAUCAAAAAUCAUGAUAGCAUCCAGCAGCAGUAGUUCUGGUUUGUUGCUUCGGCGCGCUCCUGCAAGACAUCAGGGCGUCAUGGAGAGACUUCGGUUUCUUGACAGUUCUUCAGAACUGCCAGGCUACGCAGGAAGACUGAAGUCCCAGAACUGCAGUCCCCGCGUCCGCGAGUCGCUUGCCUUGCCCACGACCUUCGGGUCUCUCGUUGGUGAAGAGCGUAAUGAUCUGGUAACGCGCGUCACGUCCAAAAUUCGAGAAAUGUUGUUUUUGCCCCCUUCGUCAGGUGACAGUACUAGUACAGAGAAUCACGCUUAUGGGGCGUUGACCACAGUCAACAAAGCAAGUUCUUGUACCUCCGUAAUCAGAAGGAACACGACAGCGUCCUCGUCUUCUACGAAUUAUCUCCCGACUACCGCAUUGUCCCCUUCUACGUCAUCUUCACCAAUGGAGCAAGAACAGCGUGGCCUGUCAACCUCCUCAAGCACUGUCGACCACUAUCCGCUGUCGUGGUCGCCUUCUUCGGUGUUUGCGUCGAGUUCUUCCCGUGGUUUGAUUCCUGCAGCAAGAGCGUUUCUCGAGAGAAACUUAGUAGCGACAAGAUCCACAUCGCCAAUGUGGUGCCCACCUGGUGUUUCCCUAGUUCCGCGUCUCUCACCGUCGCACACAGUAGCAUUCGGCUAUCCACGAGACGGACAGAUCAUUUUAUGAGAUGAUUUGACAGAAGGUCAUUGUGAAUGUUGUCUGUCGGAGGUUUGGGGGCUACCGCUAAAAUCGCCUUGGAACGCGUUCCUGUUUUGUACGGGAAAGGGUACGUCGAUGGUAAAACUACCGUUCUAAUGUUUCCUUCCGAGUGGGCAGCCAAGUUCCCGAAUAUCUUAGUGGAUCCAGUGCGGUUGACCCCGCUCAAGGGCGCUGCUAUAGAUAGGCGGUGCCGGGCGCAGAUUUUUCUUGCGUCGCGCUUGCACGGACAGGAUAAACCAACUUUUCUGGCUGUGUACAGCGGCGGCGGAGCACUCGCUGGCGUGACAACCGGUGCGGAUCCGUGGAGACGGGCAAUCACUCGUUGUUUAGACGAGGAGUUUAACAAUUGGCAGUAUAAUUCUAGUACGUCGACGAGCGUCUUCGCGUCGCAGAGCGGAGCAGUGACGCCAAAUGCGGUGCUAGAGCGAGCACGGAAAGAGGCACUAGAAGGAGUGCUUGCAGAUAGAAGCAGACGACUUGGAGGAUCCGGCCGCGCGCCUCCUGCUUUUCUAAGUCUGCAUCUCUCAGACUCAUGGGUCGCUCGACGCCUGGCUGGCACUAUAACCAAAGUGUUCUUGCGCAAACGACUUGCAGAAUCUUCACAAGAAUGUUCUAGUGCAUCUUCUGACGGGAAAACAGAGAAUAAUAGUAUUCGCGAUGCUUUCAUCGAGGAAGACGCGUACGUGUAUCGCGGGCGUUGGCUGCCUGAAUUGCGAGAACUAUUUCCACGAAAAUCAGAACACAAGGAACUGCCUAGUUUCUUUCUGGUCGACCGGAAAGGCUUCAUUCGCUGGCGAGCAUGUGGCAUACCUGACGAGCGCGCAGAGAACGCUUUAAAAUUGGCGCUCAGAUUGCACAAGAAGGAAUUAUGGGGCUGAACAAAUAUGAGCAGGCUCACUCUUCGGAACAGUUUGUAUAUGUAAAAGUCUGUGUCAUUAAUAACGCCCUUGAUGAGAUGUCGCCUGAAGCAGUGUCAAUCAAAGAAGUUGCGCGAUACUGUUUAGAUAGCUUUCUUAGGUAGAUGGAGCGUUUCAAAGAUCCGUUGUCAGCCAAACGAGUUUUCAAUUUUAUAAUCCUACAUGAUGAUCAUUGAUCAGCAUCUGUGUCAUG
Molecule: messenger RNA, 1948 nt
Organism: Amoebophrya sp. A25
Lineage: Eukaryota; Dinophyceae; Syndiniales; Amoebophryaceae
Source: the annotation of a GenBank genome assembly